Molecule: messenger RNA, 1446 nt
Organism: Clonostachys rhizophaga
Lineage: Eukaryota; Fungi; Ascomycota; Sordariomycetes; Hypocreales; Bionectriaceae
Source: the annotation of a GenBank genome assembly
AUGGGCAAGAUGGAUAUCAGCGCUUCACCCGCCGACAGCGGCAACGACGAUUCAAGUAAUCCCGACACCAAGUCCACCGAGAAGUCUUACAAUGGCGUCGACAUCCAAGCCGCCCCUACUGCUACUGUCAAGGUCACAAAUGCUCUCGGCGGAGAGGGCGGCAAGAAUUUCCGCAACAUGUCCAAAUGGGACUGCGUCUUUGCUCUUCUGACCAACCAAGUCGGUCUCGGUGUUCUGUCUCUGCCUGGCGUCCUCAAAGUCCUCGGAAUUGUGCCAGGCAUCAUCGCAAUCAUCGGCAUCGGCUGCCUUUCAUGGUACACAGCUUUUGAGCUCAAGCAGUUUUACGGAAAGCAUCAACAUGUCCUCAACGUCGUCGACAUGUGCAAGGUCGUUGGAGGUCGCCCCUUGGAGAUCGCCGCUGGUGUCGGCCUCCUGAUCCAGGUUAUCAUGACUGCCGCCUCAGCUAGUGUCACUCUGUCCAUCGCUUUCAACACCAUUAGUAGCCAUUCUCUAUGCACAGUCGGGUUCAUCGGUAUUGGCUGCCUUUGCUGCUGGGUCCUCUGCAUGCCCCGAACCGCUAAAUUUGUGGCGUGGAGCGGUAUUCCCUGCUGCAUUAGCAUCAUCUCGGCUGCGCUCCUCGUCAUGAUCAGCCUGGGUGUCACCAACCCUUCUGCUGCCCCGCAAGGUUGGAAGAGGCAGCUUACUGUGGUCGGCAAUCCUACAUUCCGCGAGGGCUUGAACGCCUGCCUCAAGAUCGUCUAUGCCUACUCUGGCAAUAUCAAUUUUGUCGGAUACAUGGCCGAGAUGGUUGAUCCUGUAAAUGACUUCAACUUCGCUCUCGGCGUACUUGAGGUCACGUCGAUUUCGUUUUACGUGCUCGUCGGUGUUGUCAUUUACUGUCUCGCAGGCGAGUUCACCGUCUCCCCUGCGCUUGGAUCUGCCGUCCAGACCACUGCCAAGAUUGCUUAUGGCAUUGCUCUGCCAGCUGUUUUGUCCACUGGUCUCGCUUUCGGUCACACGGGUAUCAAGUAUGUGUACGUUGAGAUCAUGCAGGGUAUUGGCGCGUCUCAUCAGAUGACCAAAAACUGCACAAAGUCCUGGUCCGUCUGGAUUAUCUCCGUGACUGUCUUUUGGAUCCUUUGCUUUGUUCUCUCAAACGCAAUUCCUGUGUUUGAUUCCAUCCUUUCCAUCGCCUCAGCAACGACUAUUUCGUGGUUCACGUUUGGCUUCAGUGCCGUCUUUUGGCUGAAUCUCAACCAAGGGCGGUAUUUCAGCAACUGGAAGAAGACUUCUUUGUUUAUUGUCAAUGUAUUUCUGAUUCUAAUCUCACUGUUUAUGAAUGGAGCUGGCCUAUGGUCUUCCAUCACUGAGCUCUUGGAUAUUUUCGAGUCGGACUCGAGUAGCGUACAGGGCGUAUUCUCUUGUGGAAAUAAUGCCUUGUUUUAG